Molecule: messenger RNA, 2561 nt
Organism: Osmia bicornis bicornis
Lineage: Eukaryota; Metazoa; Arthropoda; Insecta; Hymenoptera; Megachilidae
Gene: moody
Product: G-protein coupled receptor moody
Exons: 9
Coding region: 526-1665 (379 amino acids)
Biological process (GO): G protein-coupled receptor signaling pathway
Cellular component (GO): membrane
Molecular function (GO): G protein-coupled receptor activity
Source: RefSeq, a predicted model, not a curated record
AGAACUAACGCGGUAAGGCAGUCUAGUCACGGCGACGGUGAAGCAUGGAUUGUUGUCGAAUCGUUUCGCGUUACGGUUCGAUUUGCUUGGGAAUAUUGAUGUUUCUCCUUGGAUCGUUAUCGAUAUCGACAUCAACGACCGGAGUAUCAGGAAACUGAAAAUUAAAAAUCGAUUCGUUAAAAAGAAACCGUGAUCGAAACCGUCAACGUGAAAAUGAAGGAAAAGUGCGCCUCGUUAAACGUAUUCGAAGUGACGGUUUUUUGCUUAAUACGAUCAUUGUAAAUUCGGUGAAUUUUGUGCAAUAAAACUGACCUGUACGUAUCGAAGCGUUUGGAGUAUCAUUCGAUGAGUCAAAAGUCAAGAGGAUUCGAAAGUACAAUUUUCCCGUGUUUUCCUCUAUCGCUGAUGUCCCGGUGGUCACGACACGCAAUGACGAAUGAAUCGUGAAAGGAAUUAAUGCGCCAUCGGAAGUGGAAAUCUGAAUGAAUCACUGGGAACCAAUAAAAAAGAUUCGUCAUCAUCGAAAUGGAGAAUUUAACCACUUCCGAGAACGAUGCGGAAAGCACGAUCAUCGAUGGCGAACUAUCCAGGUUUCCGAAGCAGCUAAGGACAUUUGCAGCUGUAGUUGCCAUUAUAAUCAUGAUCGUUGGCCUCGCCGGUAAUUUACUCACUAUCGUUGCUUUAUGCAAAUACCCGAAAGUUCGUAACGUUGCCGCAGCUUUUAUUAUAAGCCUCUGCGUGGCGGACUUUGUAUUCUGCCUUCUAGUGUUGCCAUUCGAUUCCAUUAGGUUCGUGGACGCGAGUUGGGCGAACGUACGAUUUCUUUGUGUCCUUGUACCUUUCUUAAGGUACGGAAACGUUGGAGUGAGUCUUCUGUCUGUUGCAGCCAUAACUAUCAACAGGUAUAUCAUGAUAGCUCAUCACGGUUUAUAUAGUAAAGUUUAUAAAAAAUAUUGGAUAGCUUUCAUGAUAGUAUUCUGUUGGAUUUUCUCUUAUGGAAUGCAAGUACCCACCCUGUUAGGAGUUUGGGGCAGAUUUGACUACGAUUCAAACCUUGAAACUUGUUCCAUAGUGAAGGAUAACAAUGGUCACACGUCGAAAACAUUCCUUUUUGUGAUGGGUUUUGUGAUACCUUGCGUUAUAAUCGUUGGAUGCUAUACCAAAAUAUUCUGGGUGGUGCACAGAUCGGAGUCAAGAAUGCGAAAACACGCAACCCCUACGAUCAAAUCGCCCCAUACACCGAGAAGAGACGUCAGAGAGAUUAAACAAAGACGCAGCGAAUGGCGAAUCACAAAGAUGGUCCUUGCCAUUUUUCUCAGCUUUGUUGCUUGUUAUUUCCCGAUUACUAUUGUUAAGGUUAUCGACGUGGAAGUUAAAUAUCCAGAGUUUCACGUUUUGGGCUACCUACUAUUGUACUUUGCCUCCUGCGUGAAUCCAAUAAUUUACGUGAUCAUGAACAAACAGUACAGACAAGCGUACGCCGGUGUGAUUAGUUGUUCACGGAUAAGGACCAGUUUAACGCCUUACGGUAGCAGCGCGCCGGGACAACAACAUCAACAGGACUACGGCCAAGAUUAUUCGAAGGAUUUUAGUAGGACCAUGGUGUCGACGGUAUCCAUCGCGAUGAAUCCUGUAAGAAAUUCUCAGUUCGAGGAAGGUCUCUGAAUAUUCGAAUAACCACUGCCCAAACAUGCAAUAAAUAAUAUGUAUCAAAAUUAUAACCAAUGGCUAAAGUAUGAAGGAAGGAAAAAAGAAAGAAAGACAAUGACUGAUAAGCAGUUGGGAGAAAACCAAAAAUAUGAAUGUAAAUAUAAUAAAAUAAACAUUAAUCUUAUCGUUAGUGAGGCACAGCAGAGCUAUGCUCUUAGAUUCAUCUCUCAGUAAUUUACAGGUAUGACUAAAAGUAUUGUAUAAAUUAUUUGUCGAAUUAAGGGUUGUAUAAUAAUAUAAGAGAAUUUUAUCGUGUAGGUAUAGAAAAUGUUUGUACAAGACGUUUUUGUAAAUUUUCAAACAUACUCGAGCAACGAAUCACUAUUUGUCGAUAGACAAAUUAAACGUUAAAGUAUUAUUUAAUCCUUUAGAGUCUAGAGCAGUGGCGGCUCGUAGCUAAAAUUAGUGGAGGUGCUGCUCCAGAAAAUUGUUAGUCUUUGUUUUAAAAAACCGGCACUGCGGGAGCUUCAGUGCUCUCUCUCUCCCGCGCAGCCUCGCGCGCAGCUUCCUAUGUGCGCAUGCGCGCACAGUCAGACGCCACGCCACUGGAACUGUGAAGCGCAUAGUUCCACACAAAGAUUUUUGUAUCUUUUUCAUAAACUAGGGGAUGGUUACUGACAUUAAGCUUAAGGAUUAUAUAUUGUACAAGUAUAAAGAAAGAAUUAAAGAAAAAAGGACUCAUUAUAUUAAAUAUUAUCGAUAAUAUCAAGUGGAAAUAGGGGGUUCUGCAGUUCCACAGUGCCUAUACGCGAACCGCCACUGGUGUAGAGUCUAGGUUCGACAUUCUACCAAAGGUUAAACAGUAAAAUGCAUAUGUACAUAAAAAAAUAAAUUAUAUAUCGAUUGUUGAA